Messenger RNA from Pecten maximus, 3368 nucleotides. RefSeq lists its product as uncharacterized. Bases 15 to 683 code for a protein of 222 amino acids. NCBI's taxonomy places the organism in Eukaryota, Metazoa, Mollusca, Bivalvia, Pectinida, Pectinidae. The transcript has 3 exons. Gene Ontology annotation, cellular component: membrane. The record is from RefSeq and is a predicted model, not a curated record.
CAAACGGUCUCAAGAUGGAGAAUCGCGUCAAGUGUCUCCUAUAUGGAGCGUUGAUUUUCUCCUCUUUGGCGUUCUUAUUUUUCGUUAUUGGUUUUUCGACACCCCACUGGCUUGAGUCGGAUGACCGGUACAUAACGGUCAGUCAUUUCGUCCGUUUAGGACUUUGGGAAGCCUGUUUUAACCAGUGGACCUACUACAAAGACUACACAGGCAAAACAUACGAUGGAUGCUGGUGGAUUUUCUCAUACGAGUAUCGUCCUAUUUGGCAAUGGUUGAAUCCCCCAUGGUUCCUUGGUGUGCAGGUUGUCAUGACCUUAACCAUGAUAUUUGAGGGCGUUUCCCUCCUGCUUCUCAUCCUGUUUGUAAUCGGCUGUUGUCCCGGAAAAACCAACCACAAGGCACUUUUCUUUUUAGCAGGACUGACAAUAUUAUCAGGGUUGCUGACAGCCUGCUGCACCAUCAUAUUUGGGGCCAAGUCAGUGAUUGACAGACAGUGGCUGGAAAAUCCUGACCAGAACUUCUUAUCCUGGUCAUUUGGGCUGAUCGUAUUGAGUGGCUUUUGCAUCUUGUUCAGUGGAAUGUGCAUCCUUGUGGGUGCCAUGCAAGUCCGAAUCGAGAGUCAGUACCGAGAGUCAGAGCCAUAUGAGGGAUACCACAUGAAACCAGCCUCAACUCAUUAUUAGAAUUAUUUGAAAAUAUUAAUAAGACGUAUAUAGUGUGGUAUUGUUUGACACUACUGACCAUGUAAUGAGAAGUUAUAUAGUAACCAUUCAUAGAGUUUCUCGAGUUCAUAUUGGCCACUAUGUACGUGUCAUACAGCUGGUUUUCCUAUGUCACACCUCUGAGGUCUGUCCAAAGUAGUGAUGACCUUUUCCUUUUAAGUCAUUGCUACAUUAAGUUAACGGAGAUAACAAACCUGCUUCUCUGUGUUUCACUUUUGUCAUGUUGUGACACUAAUUAAUAAAUGACUUGUAUGCAAAUUAAACCACAAAUCUUAUCACAACUAUAUACUAGACAUCCACAUUUUAUUUGGAGUUAUUUAAUUUAUGGCUAGUUGAUCACUACAGAGAUACUGUAAAUAUACCUAUCGGCCUUUCAUAUUUUGUAGAAAAUCUCCCUGAAUAUUUAGUAGAAUGUUACAAAUUUAAUAACUGUCAACAAACAAUAGAUAAAAUCUUCAUAAUCAAAUUAAGGAAGAAGUGCUUCUUAAUCAUUAGACACCAAAAUAUUUUGAAUAUUUUCUGUGAACUUGUAAACGUGUUUGUUUUAAUUUUUAUAGACAUGUAGUCGGACACAAACUUUACAUGAUCAGUCAGCAUGUAAGUGUUAAUCACUGUCAGGUUUGUAUUCAUGAUCUUCUCAAAUAAAUUACAGCAAGAAAUAUAUGUAAUGUGUUUUAAGUGAGGCAGAGUAUAAUUAUAUACCUUUAUGUAUUCUUAUCAGCAAUUCUAUUAGCUACAUGUGAGGUAAGGAAUAAAUAUGCUACAUUAUAUCAGCUUCAUAGAAAAUGGAUACGUAAUUUUUUUAGGCAGAAGACUAUACAAUGUAUUUGUAGCAGAGAGAUGCAACAUCUGUCACACUUUUACAUUUAUGGAAUCAAUUUCAAUCGGGAACUUGAAAGAAUAAAAAAGAUAUUCAAGUAUUGAUCAGUGAGAUCACUAUCAAAAGAUAAGAAAUUGGACAUUUUUCAGAAGGGUUCAUCAAAUUAAGUGGAGAUUGUGUCUAUUCUACACUUAAUUGUAGGUGGCCUUGUUUGUGGUCCAACAUAAUGUUAUGACUUUUAUACAAGGCUUUGUUAAAACUGAUGUCAAUGAUAACUAUUGACUUCACAGAAUAUAGACAAUGGCUGAAAUAUCUUUGAUACAAUUUCUACAUGUUAGAUGUAUUUCAUUAAAUUUGUUUUAGAAAAAAAUCAGAUGUUGAAAGAAAUACAUAACAUGACUAUAUAUUUUGUAUAAUUUAAUGUACUAUCGAAAAGGUGUGAAAAAACACUUUCUUUUGUUCUUGUAUAUUUUGUGUAUAUAAUUGUUGUACCAUAUAAUAGCAGUAUGUGGUGAUCAGCUGUCAAAGUUUGCUUAGUGAUUAAUAUAAAAGGUCCCUGUGGUGGUGUAUGUGUGUAUACAAAAAUUAUUGUGACUAUUUCAAUAUUUUAUGAUUUUUUACUGAUAUCAAAUUUAAAGCAAAAAAAAAAAAAAAAAAAUGUGAUUUCAAAAUACACAGAUGUAUAUUAACUUAAAAAUUCAGUAUUCACAGGAUCCUAUUUUCAAAAUACUUAAACAAAAAGAAAACUACCUCCCCCAAAUUAUUUGUUAAUUUUGAAAUUUUCUCUUGCCAUUAAGUAAACAUUUCUACGAACUGUCACCUGUCUUGUUCCCUGCAUCAACUGUCGCCAUAUUGUUAAUAAUUCAUAGGAACAUUGUAAAUAUUUUCGUUUCAUUUCAUGAUUGACAUAAUAAUUAAACCAGUGAUUUUAUUAACUAUCACUACACCUUGUAAAUUGAAAAUAAGAAAAAAUGAUGUCUUACGAACAAGUUUUUACGAUUGUUUAAAAUUUUAAAAUUUUAAUUUUAAAAAGUUUUACGAUUUAAAACAAUCCCAGUCUUUCUUUUUACAGGAAAAAAAUAUUCUAAAAACAAUAUGCAAACAUUUGUGAUUCUACUUCAUAUUUCCCCCCGUCAUUUUAAUUGUGUUUAUCUCUGAUUAUAAUUGCAAUAUUCUGUUAAACUUUCUGAUAGGAUUUAUUUCUGUAGUACAUACAAAUUGGACCAAUUUUAGGCUGUUGAUAAUGUGUAUAAACAAUCUCGAUUAUAGUGAAUACUUAAUUCCCAUGGAGAACAUCUGUAGCGAAAGUAUUUGUAAUACAUUUAAGGUAUAAUUAUAAAACAAUGGAUUGAAAUCUUGUACAUAUGUAUAUAUACAAUGAUAAACAUAUCUAUAAUUUCAAAAUGUAAAAAUGUAAUUUUUUUACGGUAAGUUCUCUCAUAUAUUAUGUGUACGAAAAGUCCUUUUAAUGUCAGUGAUACACUGUCCUUUUAAUGCAGUUUAAUUUGAUCAGAAAUUUUUUACAUGAUGAUGUGUAUAUUUUUUCAAUCAUUGCAGCUUGGAAGUUUUUGUAGUUUGAAUAAAUUCACAUUAGAUACAAAACUAUUUUAAUAUUGAUUCAUUAUAAACAACUUGAGGUUUUGCAAUAAACAGAUGUACUACAUUUUUCUUGAUAAUUUUAAAAUGUACCUAUAUAUUAGUGGUAUAAUUUCUGUAUAUAAUACGAUUUAAUCUUCUCCAUAUCAGCAUCAUAUAUUUCAGGUCAUGUCCAUAAUCCAUUUUGAUACUGCAUCCUCACAAGAUAAUAAAAUAUAUUUCUAAAUCAA